Molecule: messenger RNA, 1842 nt
Organism: Lathyrus oleraceus (garden pea)
Lineage: Eukaryota; Viridiplantae; Streptophyta; Magnoliopsida; Fabales; Fabaceae
Product: serine/threonine-protein kinase OXI1
Exons: 2
Coding region: 313-1620 (435 amino acids)
Biological process (GO): protein phosphorylation
Molecular function (GO): ATP binding; protein kinase activity
Source: RefSeq, a predicted model, not a curated record
UUCUUCUUUCUAACUCCCAACGCUAUUUCUUCAUCACUAACAACUUUAUAUAUUCAUCGCACUCUAUUUCUACCACGUGUCACAAACAUACACGGUUCAAACUAUCUAUAUAUAAAAAAAUACUCCUCAAGUUCAAUUCAAUCACAUGAUGAAACAUUGAAUUCUUGUCCAACAAGAAAGGAAACAACAACAACGUACCAAACACGCUUCAAGCUUUAUAAAAUCUCUAAAUACCAAACAACAAACAAAACUACACUUCAAAAGCUAAAAAAAUACUAACCGGUUCUUUCCCGGUACCCGGUCAGCUGCACAAUGAACGGCAGCGAAAACAACCAAACCGAAACAGUAAAAUCACUAGAUUUCAGAAAACUAAAAGUCGUAUCCGCCGUAGGACGCGGCGCCAAGGGCGUCGUUUUUCUCGCUCAAACCGGUAACCGGUCUUCAGACGAGUGCCUUGCUCUGAAAGUAACAUCAAAAGCUCUUAUACAUCAAAAGAACGCAAAUAAAAAUUCAAAAGGCUCUGGAGAGUACAAGAGAUCGUCGUUUGAAGAAGAAGUGCUACGUCGUUUCGAUCAUCCACUUUUGCCACGGUUGCGAGGUGUUUUCGAAACCGAGAAAAUCGUUGGAUUCGCCAUUGAUUAUUGCCAUGGCGGUAACCUCCAUUCUCUCAGAAAGAAACAAACUGAGAAAAUGUUCUCCGAUGACGCCAUUAGGUUUUACGCUGCUGAAUUGGUUCUUGCAUUGGAGUAUCUUCAUAAUUUAGGAAUAGUGUACAGAGAUUUGAAACCAGAGAACGUGAUGAUUCAAGAAAACGGUCACAUAAUGCUUGUAGAUUUCGAUCUAUCUACGAAGCUGAAACCUAAAUCGCCACCUCAAUCACUGAGUAAUAACUCGUCGGUUAGAUCUAGCCUUUCAAAAGAGAAACACGCGAGGAAGCGGUUGAUUUCGAGAUUCUACCGAUGUAACUCGGGGAUCUCGCCGUGUGACUCGGAUUUUGACUCGCAACCUGGUGUGAACUCAGUGAGUAGAAACGAGUCGGGAUCUGUUGAAUCGGUUGAAAAAUCGAACUCGUUCGUUGGAACGGAAGAUUACGUGGCACCUGAAAUCGUACUUGGAAAAGGUCACGGUUUCGAAGUUGAUUGGUGGUCGUUAGGUGUCGUUUUACACGAGAUGUUGUAUGGAACGACGCCGUUUAACGGGACGAAUAGGAAAGAAACGUUUUACAGGAUUUUGUCAAAGGAACCUGAGUUAACGGGAGAGAAAACAGCGUUAAGGGACUUGAUUCGUAAAUUGUUGGAAAAGGAUCCUGACCGUAGGAUCAGGCUGGAUGAAAUCAAGGGUCAUGAUUUCUUUAAAGGAGUUAUGUGGGACAGGGUGGUUGAAUUGGCAAGACCACCUUAUAUUCCUUGUAUUGAAGUUGAGAAUGAGAAUACGAAAGGGUAUAGUAAAAAAUAUGUGGAGGUUUUUGUUCAUGAAGUGUUUUUUCCGUGUGGUGAUGAUAAUAAUGAAGAGAAAAAGAAUAAAAUGGAAGAUAAGAGGAUUAACGGUGAGGAUAAAACAGGGUGGGUUGAUAAAUUGAGUACUAGUCUCAAUGAGAAUGAGGAUUUUUUAAUUUUUUGAUAGUUAUUUUUUAAAAUAUUCAUUUUGUACGCUAUAUAUAGUAGUAUUAGGUUUUUUUGGGUUACAGUAUUAUUAGGCAUCUAACAGUUGAAUAAUUAUUUCAACAAAAUAUGCUGACUACUAUAUUAGGCAUCUAAAGGUAGGGACUGAGUUCAGAUGAUUAUUUUUUUUAUUAAAAAACGUUAAGAUAUUGCCAAGAUCUAUAAACUUCUUUGUUAUUUA